Messenger RNA from Enterobius vermicularis (human pinworm), 591 nucleotides. The record is from the annotation of a GenBank genome assembly. NCBI's taxonomy places the organism in Eukaryota, Metazoa, Nematoda, Chromadorea, Rhabditida, Oxyuridae.
AUGAUUUUUGCUAUAUUAUCAUUGUGUACGGAAAUUCCAUGUGGUUUGCCACCAUUUGUGGAUCAAAUGCCGAAGAAACAACGUGAAGAACUCAAAGAAGUUUGGAAGAAUUAUCAGCUGGGAAAAAACUGUGGUAUGGAGCAAGCAAAAACGUUUGAAAUUGUUGGUAAACUGAGUGCUGAAGACAAAAUUCGCAUAUUCGGUGCACCACCAAACAAUGCUAUUCCUCCUCCAGUUCUAUUUCCGGAAGUAACACUUCCGGUUAUCCCGUUAUUUAUACGAACAAGUUCACCAAAAACGAAAGAAAUAUUCGACUCAAUUCUCACCAAUGAUACAAUGGAAGAAACUGAGAAAUUUGCGGCAAUGGAAAAAUUUGCUGUUGAAGUGCUGACACCUGCACAGCUAGCCGAUUUUAAAAUUUGGAUAGGUGGUUUAAAAGCGCAAAAAGCGAAAAUUGAUGCGCAAAUUGAUGCCCUCUCUGAUGGUGCUAGCGAAAUUCUUAAACAGAUUACCGAGUUAAGGUUAAGGGAAAAACGAAUAUUACAGACAAUAACUCCUGAAAUUGCUGCAGAAUUGUCUGGACUUCUCUAA